This is a messenger RNA of Paramuricea clavata, 2074 nucleotides long. NCBI's taxonomy places the organism in Eukaryota, Metazoa, Cnidaria, Anthozoa, Malacalcyonacea, Plexauridae. The record is from the annotation of a GenBank genome assembly.
GAUCUCUACACGUUUAUGUUGGUGUCUGAAAGCAUAACAUCGCUAGUAUUUCCCUAUGUUUGGCAACACGUGUAUGUUCCAAUUCUUCCAGCAUCACUCUUACAUUUCCUUGAAGCACCUGUUCCGUUUGUUAUGGGCUUGUACUGCAAAGACACUGAUGACAUAGACGCACUUUUGCCUUCAAAGGUUAGAAAACUAUAUAUUUACAGUUGAGUUUCUGUAAGCUUUAUAACUCUUACUGGACCUCUUGGGAGAACAGUUUAGAACUGAUAGAACUAUCCAGUAUAAAUAAAGUUAGUUUAGUUUAGGUUUCCUCCUGUAGUAACACUGGGUCAAUAAGCGAUGAUCCUUACUGGACCUUUAGGGAGAAGAGUUUAGAACUGAUAGAGCUAUCCAGUAUAAAUAAAGUUAGUUUGGUUAGCAAACUUUUGUUAUUUAUUCAAUAUAGUCAUCACUAUGCUGCUUGGAUAUAAACAAUCGCGUUUUAACAGUUCCAGAAGAGUUACCCGAACUACCUUACGCAGAGGAACUCGCCCAGGAACUCUCAGAAGUCCUUGCAAAAUACAACAAAAAAGCAAACGGAACUCUCCCAAGCUCGGGCCGGUCAAGUCCUUCUCAGAUACCAAGAAAAAAGGCUUCGGAUGUCCGGCUGACCGCUCGAAAAUCUGUCAAGAAAAUAGAUGCAAUAAAAGCAGGUUUAAGCCAUUUAAAAACUAGUAACAGUACCUCAGAUUUGUCUAUGAGCGAAGGCAUUAACCCCAGAUUGGCGUCGCUUGAAAAGGUCGCUCAAAAAACGGGCAUUCAGAUAAACGUGUCAGCGGAUACCAAAGAAAAGUCGUCCGCUGAUAGGGAAUUGGAUGCUAAUCACGUGGAAGAUGCUUUAAAGGGAUUGGGGGCUAAAGAAUUAAGGCAAUUAGAGUUUAAUCUUGAAAUUCGUGAGAUUUUAGUGAAUUGGUUUACUCAGGUGUUUUUGUAUUACGAAAGUUUUGUGAUACAUCCGCUGGACAAUCAAGAUAUGGAACAGUGGAUUCAGAAUCGGGAACAGAUGGAGAAUUUCGACAAGGCCGCAUUUUUGUCCGACCAGCCCGCGACAUUUUUGCCGUUCCUAGCGCCUUUUAUUGAGACACAAAUGUUCGCGUCCUUUAUUGAUACGAAGUUGAUUGGGUGGUGGUCGGAGCCUGAUUCGAAGUUGGCUGUUUUUGAUCAGAGGAUACUUCAAAUGAAAUACAAGUUGGGCAUUGUCAGGUCGCAUUCGUAUGAACGAUGUCAGAGUGUCAAGAGUGCGUGUAAGUAUUGGGGUUGUGGGGUGAUGGUGGUGAUGGUGAUGAUGAUGGUGAUGAUGAUGAUGAUGAUGAUGAUGAUGGUUGUGAUGAUAAUGGUGAUCAGGUCGCAUUCGUAUGAGCGAUGUCAGAGUGUCAAGAGUGCGUGUAAGUGUUGGGGUUGUGGAGUAAUGAUGGUGAUGGUGAUGAUGAUGGUGAUGAUGAUGAUGAUGAUGGUUGUGACGAUAAUGGUGAUCAGGUCGCAUUCGUAUGAGCGAUGUCAGAGUGUCAAGAGUGCGUGUAAGUGUUGGGGUUGUGGGGUAAUGAUGGUGAUGGUGAUGAUGAGGGUGAUGAUGAGGGUGGUGUUGAUGAUGAUGGUGGUGGUGUUGUUGAUUAUGAUGAUGAUGGUGAUGAUGGUGGUUGAUGAUGGUAAUGGUGGUGAUAAUGGUGAUGAUGAUGAUCAUGAUGAUGAUGAUGAUGAUGAUGAUGAUGGUGGUGGUGGUGGUGGUGAUGAUGAUGAUCAUGAUGAUGAUGAUGGUGAUGAUGGUGAUGGUGAUGAUGAUGGUGGUGAUGAUGGUGGUGAUGAUGGUAGUGGUGGUGAUGAUGGUGGUGAUAAUGGUGAUGAUGGUGAUGAUGAUGGUGGUGGUGAUGAUGGUGAUGAUGAUGAUGGUGAUGGUGAUGAUGAUGAUUAUGAUGAUGAUGGUGAUGAUGGUCGUUGAUGAUGGUAAUGGUGGUGAUGAUGGUGAUGAUGGUAGUGGUGGUGAUGAUGGUGGUGAUAAUGGUGAUGAUGGUGAUGAUGAUGGUGGUGGUGAUGA